AUGACGUCACGUGCCGAGUCCCUGAUGCCGAGAAAAGAGCCCUCAGAGCGACCACCAAAUGCACGAAGGUUAAACAGAUGCCGCGCGAUACGCCGGGAGGCAAAAAUUCGUGGCUCCCUGGAGGACGACAAGGUGGGGCUUUUGACUUCCUUGGUCCCGAACGGACAGAAUGGGACGGGAGAAGCGAGGCCGGCUAGACGGAUCUAUAGUGGCGCAGGCGUGGUGCAAGGGCUCGACUUCGACCGUGAAGAGGGCGGCUUGAAGAAAUCGAGGAAAAGUAACCGACACCCGCCGGCCGGGAGCGAAGACUUGAGGCAAAUGAAGCGAGACAGAUCGCAAUCUGUGAUCGCUAGAGUGAAUGGCCUCCAGCGCCUGGAGGCUAGCUCCACGACAUGUGCUUGUUCACAAAGUCCCAAUGGCGUUCAUCGAGGCGAUAACGAUCGAAGAGGUGAAAAGUGGGUGGAUAGGGACGAGUCCCAUCUGUCUGCUACGAUAACGAGUACGGAGCCACGCUUGGCGGCGAUGGUGAUACAUUCGGACGAAAAACCUGGACCUAGUGGGGUGCUGAGGAUGUAUUGGGAGGGUUGGGAGUCGAGAUUCAUCUUAAGAGGUGCAGAGGCCGGCCCAGAAGGGGAGUGGAUAAGGCGUGUUAGCCGGUUUUGGGGAGGAAGAGGGGAGGGUGAGGAGCGAAUAGACCAAAAAGAAGAGAAGAAUGGUUGUCCAUAUCACAAUCGUCAUGCCGUUCCGGGAAUGAAUGAACAGUUUCGGGAAAAUAGCGAGGAUGGCGUGUUUGGGUGGGGAGUUGGAUCCAAUGAAUUUUCAGGAUUUUUGGAGAUAGAGAUAUGCCGAGAGAGGCGUGUCCCACCAAUUGAGAUCCACAGUUGUGACCAUUACGGAGAUGGCCAAUGCAAACGAGGGACCAAUGACCCGAACAGAAACCAUUUUCGGAAAGUGAAUAUUAUCGAGGAGGCGAAGUGGAGAAGGGUUGGAAAAAUUCGUCAGUAUACUGUGGAAAAGACAUGCACAAAUAUGGUCGUGAAACGUGACUCACCGUUGAAGGUGGUAGUGGCACGGGCGAUGCCACUGGCGUCGAUCCAUUGCUAUCGUCACCCACGACUCUCCGAACCGCUUCCAAGGAACCUGCCCGCGAAAUUAGUCAGUUUAUAUUCACGAGAUUGGAACUGGGUCAAAUGGUGGGUAUCAGAUCAUGGAGGCAAUUUGGCCUGGAUGUGGAGUUGGAACGGCGAAGAGCGCGCACCCAGACCAGAGGAGAAGGGGGGAAAGAGAUGGCGCGUGGAGAUGGAGACAGCUAUCAAGAGGAGCUGGAUAAAGAGACGAGCGCUGGUCGUGAAUUGGCUGCCAUCGUGGAGAGAACUGGGCUUGUUGGUACUUGCUUGUUUGCAGAAGAAGAUAGAGGACAGAGUAGCAGAGGAAGGCGGGAAUUUUUUGUGUUUUGAAUGUGCUAGUGAAUGGGAUGGGUUGGACGGCUUGUCUCGUUCGAGACAGAGAGGGAGAGGGACGCUGAGAGGGGGGUUAACCUUGGUGGUAUCGAAAUGCUCGGUCGUGCAACAGACGCACUGCGACUAUAUAACUCUCUCUGGAAACGCGCUAGCGGCUCGGGGUGUAAUCCUUGGAGAGGGAGGAGGUAGAAAGCAAGAUGGAAUCGGAUUGCUGUCCGCUGGCUUGCCUAGAAGCACGCUCAGACCAUCAUUCGCCCUUUCUCCAUACAAGGUCGACAUACACUCACCGCCGCACAUACAGACUCCCUGUCUCUCCUCCUCCUCUACCCCUCUGACAGACGUAAUCGAUGAAACAGGUCCACAACACCUGACUCUGAAGUUGACCGUCUCCGCAUCCCCCUCCAUGAUCGAGGGUCUAGACCAACGGACCCCACUCGUGUAUACGCUCUCCGGUGGCGUCCUACCGAGCGUCAGUAUGCCCUAUGACCAGCAAGAAGCCCAUUCUGAACAGCUCCGGCCCGAUGAUCAUGCGCAGUCCGCAAGGGAUGGGACAGAUUGGAAAACCACCGAGCUGGGAUCUAUGGAGGCCAUAACAAAGAGACCGGAGAGGGGAACAGAAGGAAAGUGUUUCGAAAUGCCAUUCUUGGCUGAUAAGGCGUUUAGCUCGG
This is a messenger RNA of Acaulospora colombiana, 2128 nucleotides long. NCBI's taxonomy places the organism in Eukaryota, Fungi, Glomeromycota, Glomeromycetes, Diversisporales, Acaulosporaceae. The record is from the annotation of a GenBank genome assembly.